CCCAUGUGAUCUUUUUCGUGAAAAGUACAAUAUAUGAUUUCUUUUCAAUUAGUCUACAAUGUUUGCAAUCAAAUGAAAGUAUAAUAUUUCAGAAAAUAUAAUAAAUUAAUAUUUAAAGAAUUGAAUGUUUGUUUAAACAUUCAAUACCUAAAAAUACGCGUUCAAUAUAAAAUAUAAUUAAAUCAAUAUUCGAAUAUAGUUAAAAUUUGAACGGGCGGUCAUUAUCUAUCUAUGUAAAUACAAACGAAAUUUUCAUUGAUUUUGAUCGUAAUCGAGUUAGUUCUCUUUUGCGUUCCAACGAGUAAACAUCGAAGGACUCUCUUUUCAAACGAAUAAGAUUAAAAAUGUUAAACUUUUGAUUAUUUUACAAUUAUUUAAACAAUUUGAAAUACGAGCGGAAUAUAACUAAUAUUUAAGUAAUAGUAUGUUUGUUUAAACAUUCUAUAACUCGAAAUACGUGUUAAAUAUAAAAUAAAAAUAGAAUUAAAUUAAUAUUCAUAUAUAUAUGAUAUGUACGCGAUAAAUAUAAAAAAUUUAAUUAAAAAUUUUUAAGUUACGUUAUGUGCGAAAGAGGUAUAAAUUACUCAACCUUAUCGACUGAUAUAAUGACUGAGAGGGAGAAUGUUUCCUACUUGCGUUUGUAGUUCAUAUUUUGUCCACACUUGUCGCUAAAGUCAUAUAUACUUUGAACGAAAGUUGACAUCUACUCGAUCAUAGAUCGGUAAAACAGUUCGAUACGUUUGAUGAUAUCGACAAUUUGGUCAAUUUCAAGGAAUAUAAUAUAAAAGAAGCGAAUUAAGAAUUUAAACUUAUGAAUAUCGGAAUUUUUCGUGGUAAAAAGUUUUUCUUUACAAAAUAAGUAUAAGUAGUAAACAAUUAAUAUGUUUUGGAGAGUAAUCUUUUCUUGUAGAAAAUUAUAAAACGAAAUUUAUUCAACGUGACUCAUCAUUUCUUUUUCUUUUAUACGGAUAUUUUCGAUAGCAACGAAAAAUGCAAAAGUUUUUACCGAUUGUUUUUGGUUCGUACAUAUAUUCACACAAUUAAUAUUGGCAGUCAUAACGUAAAAAAAAAUUUUUAGUUUAUUUUCUCAUUUAAUAUCACACGUGAUAUAUAAUUAUUAUAUUAAUUAUUUCUUAAACGUCUCUCUUCAUGUCUUCAUAUAGUUAUUAUUAAUUACAGUUAAAAUGAUGGCUUUUACAGAAUAUUUGGAAAAUUAUUAAAAAGAAAUAAAAUAUAAUAACUAAAAAUUUUAUUAUCACUUCGUGUAUAGAAAUUAUUUAUAGGAAAUUGUAUAUCGCAUAUAAGUGCCUUGAAGGUAAUAUUUUAAAUACUAAGGAUAUAACAAAUGUUUAUUAUCUGAUAAAGGAAUACGUUUUAAUUUUACUGGUAUAUCAGCCAUGUCUACAUGGAUAUCCGCAGACGAACGUAUGUUAAAAGCAAUAAGGAAGAUAGUUCCAAAUUUGAACAAUACUAAAUAUAAAGGUCAAGAUGGAAGAAUAGGAAUAUUCGGUGGUAGCUCAGAUUAUACAGGAGCACCGUAUUUUGCAGCAAUGAGUGCUCUUAGAACUGGUGCAGAUAUAGUGCAUAUAUUUUGUGUAAAAGAUGCUAGUACUCCUAUUAAAUCUUUUAGCCCAGAGCCAAUUGUACAUCCGAUCUUGGAUCAAUACGAUGCUAUGAAACAUAUAAAACCUUGGUUGGAUCGUUUACACGUUAUAAUCAUUGGGCCUGGACUUGGAAGAGACGAUAAGAUUCUCAAAGUCAUAGUUGAAUUGAUUUCAGUCUGCCGCGAAUUAAAAAAACCAUUGGUGAUAGACGCGGAUGGAUUAUUCUUAAUAUUUCAGAAACCCGAUAUAAUCAAAGAUUAUCCAGAUCUUAUACUUACACCUAAUGCUAUGGAAUUUAGUCGAUUAGCUAAAUCAAUAUUAAAAAAAUCGAUUCAACCAUCUCCAAUAGUUAAGCCUGCAGAUGUAAAAGAAUUGGCAGAUUCUCUUGGAAAAAAUGUAGUCAUUUUACAUAAAGGAGCAAAAGAUGUUAUAGCGGAUGGACAUGAAGGUACUGAAACUAUAUCAUGUGGCAUGGCUGGUUCCGGAAGACGAUGUGGUGGUCAAGGAGAUCUUUUAGUUGGAUGUGUAGCUGUUUUCUGGUGGUGGGCCAUUUGUGGUGUAACUUCUGAUUCUAUUAUAUCACCUUCGAUAAUAGCAUCUUAUGCAGGAUCAAGAUUAGUUAGAGAAUGUAAUUCAGCUGCAUAUAAAAUUAAACAAAGAGCCACUUUGACAAGUGAUAUGUUGGAACAGAUACAACAUGUUUUUGCUAGAAUUUUUGAAACUCAUAGCAACAAAAAUUCAUCAUUCAAUGGGAGAAAUCGAUUGCAAAAUAUUGAUAAUUAAAAACAUUGGAUCACGUUUAAGUGAAAUUUUUAGGAUACAGGAGAUGUAGUAUACUAAAGAAUACUAAUAAGUACAGUGUUAUUUUAUGACAAAUUAGAUUACAUACAUGCAUUUAGCAUUCUUGAUAUCUUAUAUAUGCAAAAGUCAUAAAUAAAAUAUUUUGUACAUUUUAUA
Molecule: messenger RNA, 2561 nt
Organism: Vespula vulgaris
Lineage: Eukaryota; Metazoa; Arthropoda; Insecta; Hymenoptera; Vespidae
Gene: Naxd
Product: ATP-dependent (S)-NAD(P)H-hydrate dehydratase
Exons: 3
Coding region: 1398-2387 (329 amino acids)
Biological process (GO): metabolite repair
Molecular function (GO): ATP-dependent NAD(P)H-hydrate dehydratase activity
Source: RefSeq, a predicted model, not a curated record